AUGUGCGCCGAGAUGAAUCAAGAGGCGAACAAGGAGCGCGCAACCUCCGGGCACUCGGACUGGUACCAGCAGUUUUACGUCCACGAAUGCGAUGCUGAGUGUUUUUUCAGCAGCAUCUGCCAUUUGCUGUUCUACAUGUCGGCUUUAAUAGUUGGUCUACAAUGGUUCUGCGAGCGCCUGCGCUACUCCUCGCCGGCCACGGUCAAGACCAUAACCCAGGACAUCCAGGAGUGUUUGCUCAUGCUGGGCCGCAUGCUUACGAGCAACGAGUACGUGUCAAUCGCCGUCGCUCGUUGCCGUGCUGAGCUGUUGCGCUACAGCCACGUAAUCUCGCGUUUCGCUCCGCAGCUGGAACCCCUCCGUGAACUCGUUGCGGCGUACAACAAGAACGAGAAUUGGCAACUGCUCGUGGCUCUCAUAACUCUGGCCGUCGCGUACUCGGUGUGCCUCUGGUUCUUGAGGGCCGUCACGGACUAUUUGAGGGAACGCAAGAUGCUCUACUUCUGCGUCAACAUGCAGCCUGCGGGAGCCGCCAACCGCGGGCUCUACACCAGGCUCAUGGUCGAGAAACUCAAGAACACACCUGAGUUUCGCAGGCUCAAGCAGCAGCGUAUGCACCAGGGCCCGGAGGCGUGGAACUGGCAGACGAGGCAGCGCAUGGGGGAGCCGAUGCCCUCCGACGAUAUGUCCGACGUGGAGUUUUGA
Molecule: messenger RNA, 705 nt
Organism: Babesia bigemina
Lineage: Eukaryota; Apicomplexa; Aconoidasida; Piroplasmida; Babesiidae
Exons: 2
Coding region: 1-705 (234 amino acids)
Source: RefSeq, a predicted model, not a curated record